AUGUUCUCUACGUGUUCUUGCGUUCUUAUACAAUCUACUAUAAGUGAAGUUGCUACUACAAAUUUUCUUUUCAGUCGUUUGUUAUUCUCACUUUUCUUGCCGAAUCUAGGACCCGCACACCCCUACCCUCGUCUCUUCGUAUGCUUUACGCCUGUCUCAUGUGAACGUCUUUCUUUCUUUUUUGUCUCUCUCUCUCUCUCUCUCUCUCUCUCUAUCAUGGACUCAGUGUCUCGCUUCCCGUUUCCCUUACGUCGCUUCUCGGUUAGAGUCUCCGAAUUUCUUUCUUACUCCCUUUUUCUUUCUUUCUGUCUUUCUUUUUCUUUUUUUCGUCCUAACUCACUUUCUUUUAUUUCUUUAUCUCUUUCUUUCUCUUUUUCUUUCUUUCUUUCUUUCUUUCUUUCUUUCUUUCUUUCUUUCUUUCUUUUUAUUUCUCUGUUUCUUUCUGUAUCUCUUUCUCAUUCUUUCUCUCUCUCUCUCUCUCACUUUCUUUUUCUCUUUCUUUCUCUCUGUGCCUUCUUUCGUUCUUUAUUUAUGUCUGUAUUUCUCACUUCUUUCUUUCUUUCUUUCUUUCUUAGUUUCUUACUUUCUUUUUCUUUCUUUCUUUCUUUUUAUUUCUCUGUUUCUUUCUUUAUCUCUUUCCCAUUUUUUCAUUCAUUCAUUCUCUCUCUCACUUUCUUUUUCUCUUUCUUCCUCUCUCUGUCUUCUUUCUUUCUUUCUUUAUUUCAUACUUCAUUCUUAAUUUAUUUCUCCCUCUCUUUCUUUUUUAUUCCUAACUCACUUCCUUUUUCUCUUUCGUUUUUUAAUUUUUUAUCUUUCUUUCUCUUUUUCUUUCUAUCUUUUUUUCAUUUUUCUCCCUUUCUCUUUCUUUCUUUCUUUCCUUCUUUCUUUCUUCUUGUUUUUUACUUAUUCAUCCUCUUAUUCAUUGUUCAUUCUUUCUUCUUUUCUCUCUGCCUUCCUCGCCUACUUUUUUCUUUCUUUACUUUUACUCUCUAUAUUUUCUUUUUCUGUCUUUUUUUCUUUUCUUUUCUUUUCUUUUCUUUCUUUCUUUCUUUCUUUCUUUCUUUCUUUUCUUUCUUUCUUUCUUUCUUUCUUUCUUUCUUUGCAUUUUCAUUCGAUAUCGUUGCUUUCCUUUGUUCUUUCUUUUUUGUGGGGGUGGGGGUGGUGGCGGCGGAUGUUCUAUCCUCUUUUUCGUUCCAAUUUCCAAUGAUUCUUUCAUUCUUUGCACUAUGUGAACUUUCUUUCUUUUUCUUUCCGUUAUUCACCAUUCCUCUCUAUAUAUCGCCUUUCACGCUCUCACUUUCUCCUCACCCUUCCCGUUUCUCUUUCUUCUCCUCCCCCUUCUUCGCAUCGUCUUUGACUUUGCGGUCGGAUAACAACAAACUGCAUUAUUUUAGUUAA
Messenger RNA from Acanthosepion pharaonis, 1398 nucleotides. Lineage: Eukaryota; Metazoa; Mollusca; Cephalopoda; Sepiida; Sepiidae. The record is from the annotation of a GenBank genome assembly.